ACAGAACUGCUGACUAUUAGUCAUCACACUAUAUACUUUCAACUCGAUUGUACGGCUGUUAAUAUCAAAUCACUACAAGAAUUAUUUGUCUCGAUGAAAUCUUUCUUUCAUUUCCCAUUGAGGACUAUUAGUCUAUUAUUCCUUUUCAGGAUGUUCACGGGCCUAAAUUAAGCGCGAAACACAUUAAAUACAUUGCCCACGUAUAUUGUGUGGGUUCCGGCGCGGGUUAAUUAGACAGUGCGCUUCAAUGUAGUGUGUUGGUUGGCGUUCCUUAAGGCGUUGGUAUCAUCUCAAAAAUUCCUUAGUUGAUUUAUUGGACAUAGACAGCAUAUUCCCGUUGGACGAAAGCAGUUACGAAAUGCUGAGUUUUCCGAACACUUCGAAUGACAAUAAAAAAACUUCUGAGGUGCUCUUCUUGUUGGUUAGUUACCCAGCGUAUGUUAUUUUCACAUUUUUGUUUUUCCUCAUAUUACCUCUUACUUGGUAAGUAAAUGUGAGGUGUUUUAAUUUGGGCUGUUACUCAAUGGUGUCAUGUAUUUAUCCAUUUACUGUUAUUUUUAGACGAGGAGAUGCAUUGCACUACAUUGUGAUCAGUUAUCUCUUAAGACUGUGAUGCUCAGUUGUUUAAAAAUAAAAAUAAAAUAAUGCUGUACUUUUAUUGUUUUGAACUAGAUGGUAUGAAAAUUUUGAAAAAAGCAUGGAAUACUGAACUAAUGUUUCGUUUUAGCUUGGACUUCUUUGUCAGUGCGUACGCGCGAAUCCGUUAAGGAUCGAUCUCAGUUUUUACUAAACGCUUAAUCACUCGCAGUCAAGUAUUCUUCGACGUACUGCAAUGUGACUAAACUGGUGACGCAGAUGUUUUACUUGUUUGCUACUAAAUACGCCUUUGUAGAGUUUAUCUGCCUAUUUUCCCUAACUGGAUUUUAGAAUUCUUAGUUGGUUUAUGUUGCAACAUCAAUAAGCUACUUCUCUGAAUAUAUGUCGGUUUAUUUUAGUUACAAUUCGUACCAAUUAUUUCUCCCGAAGAUAAACGUCAAUACAUCAAUAUUAAUUUGCGAAUUUUCAUGUUUUAGUGAUGUCAACGUACGUAGACCUCUCAACUGUAUUCAACUUUGAUAAUAGAGGUCAGUAUGUAGAAAUUUCCUCCGAUCGAAUGAAAGCCCGACGACAGGUUGGCUUUUGUGAUGGUGUUGUUAUCUCUCAAAACUUUAUUCGACCUGGUGAACUGGUAGCUGUUGAAAUCACAGAAACACAGCGAGGAUGGAGUGGUGAUCUCAGAGUGGGAUUCACUUUAUUGCCAGACCAAUUGCUUUUACCUCUUCCAAGAUUCGCCCUACCUGCACUGGUUUCUCCAGGCAGAAGUUGGAUUGUACCAGUUGGGACUGCCGUAGCUCUUCUCUUAUCUCAUCAUCACCAGACCUAUUGGAGACGUCAACAGCUGAAAUGUAGUCGUCAUCUAAACAGAGCUAGUACCAGUCCACUUACAUUGUUUGAUUCACUUAAUAAAUUCCGUGACAGACAGAUAGAUGUAUCUGGUAUGAAUGCAACAAGUGGUUUAAUUAAUAGUCCUAAUUUAUUGGGAACUAGUUCUCAUGUGAAUAAACAAGCAAUUCAUUUAGAAGUUAGUCCUUCCUACGUUUGUAUUUGUUGCCUCCAUACGAAACGUGGUAGAGUUCCACUGAGUCAGUUGGUGCCGCAUGAGCUAGAACUAGCUCGACCUCCCGAUGUUGAGAAAGGUAGCGUUAUAGCUAUCUAUUAUGAACUGGAACCUGUGUCAUCGAAUCAUACAUCUACAAAUCCUUCUAAUCCUUUGGGUGAUGAAAAUACUAACAUACUUAAUGAUAUUGGUAAUAUUCCUUCUGUAGUACCGGAUGAAAAUGUACAAAACCUCUUCAGAUAUACUUUAGACCCUACUGGAAGUAAAGAAGAUCCAAAUGCAGAGAAAUUACUUUUUCACUUUCGGUUUCAUAUUGUUAUUAAUGGUAUAGAUAUGGUCGCUAUAGCAGAAACAGUAUCCAUUUCAUCAGAUAAUUUUGCCGUUGAUCAGAGCGAUCCAGAAAUGUCAUAUGCUCAUCUCAAUGAUGAUUCGAACAGCGUGGAUUCCAAUGCUACUAAUGAGGUCCCCAGAUCUCCAGCAUCUUCUGAUCGUUAUUCUUUUGAUCCAGUCAUUUUAUCUACUCCACGUAUGAGGGCUGUUUUUGAUGUUUACGGUCAGACCAAAGCAAUCCAACUACGUUCAUUACAACAGAAUUCAAUCGCAUCAUUAAGUCGUUUAUGCUCCUGUGCAAUUCUUCACCAUGUCUUCUGUUUGUUUCAAUCUAGCAGUUUUCUAGCCAAUGACACGUCGAAUUAUAAUUCAAACAAUUUUCCCAAUACAGGUGUAAAAUCUGGUAAGCUACGGAAUUCACAAAGUGUUAUUCCACAUAUAAUGAAAAAUAAUCGAAUCAGACAAUUAUACACAAUAUUAGAUAAGCUUCCAUUGCCAAGGGUUGAAAGACGUCGUUUACAACGUGAUGCUUUUGCUGUAUUGGCCCGCGGAAUAUCGGAUUAAUGCGCAUAUAGUAUAAAAUGUUUUCCAGAAAGAUUUAUUUCACUUAUCAAUGGAGAAAAAUUGUCUGUGAUAACACAAAAAAAGGCAAUGUAAAACCUAUUAAUAACCACUUCACCAAAUGUCUUUCAUUAUCAAUUUUGUGUUAGGUUUUACCUGUGACUACUAUUUUUAAACGAAUAAGGAGGCUAGCAGAGAAGCAAGGUGAGAAGAAUGAAAUGAUGAAAUUGAAUAUAAUUGCCCAUUGAACUAUUCGGUCGCUUCUUCUUCUUCUUUUUCUUCUCCUUAUUUUCCAUCGUAUUGUUAGUCAUUUGGCUCAUCUUAUUUACCUAUCUGUUUAUUUGUAAAGAAUAUAUUUUGGAACGCUUAAAUUAUUCCUGUCAUCAAAGUGUUUUCAGCUAUCUUCUUUCUUGUCUUCAUAAUGCUUUUUAUCAUAUACUGAAUAAAUACUGAUUAGCUAGUAAUUAGGAAUAUCAGAAAUUGUAAUUCCAAUAAAGUUAUUUUAAUUCAAACACUAUAGACUUCUUAUUUAGUAUUUUGUGUAUGGAAUUUGUACAUUGAUUGGAUGCUUGUUUAUCUUAGGUAUGUAUGCAGUAGGCGAUGGGAAUUCAUCUGCUUCAGUAUAACACUCAUAUUUCGUCUUUCUUUUUGUUGUUGUUAAAAAUGGGCAAUCAUAUUGCUUAUGGGACAAACCCUUGGGAUCUAUUUCCAUGUUUGAAGGACUAAAACCAACCUGUGGAACAUUGUUGUCCUGCAUUACAAUUUAAUAAGAAGCGUGUUUUGAACUCCUAGAAUAAAAAUAUGUGUUAAUUUAGUCUUUAUUCAACAGAACACUUAUGCAGAUGAAUGCUAAAUUCUUUGUGUAAUCAUUUACAGCCAAGCA
Molecule: messenger RNA, 3431 nt
Organism: Trichobilharzia szidati
Lineage: Eukaryota; Metazoa; Platyhelminthes; Trematoda; Strigeidida; Schistosomatidae
Source: the annotation of a GenBank genome assembly